AUGCCAACAGCCCUCAUAACCCGAGCCGGAGUCGAAUAUGACCACCGAGAAUUUUGGGUCAGUGUUCUUCUCAUGUCUGAAGCAGGCACGGCUCUGCUGAUGUGUCCCAUAUUCGGCUACCUGGUCGACCGCGGACGGACACGUCGAGUGCCUUUCAUCGGUGCCCUAGUCAUAUUAACUGGCUGCAUGUUGGUCUUGCAGCUGGCGCAUUCCAUCGCAGCAUUUGUCGCGGCCCGUGUACUCCAAGGCAUCGCAGCCGCUUUAGUAGUAGUAGCGUCAUUCGCUCUCAUCGGUGACGCUGUGGCCCAGGAACGUCUCGGUCAAACGAUAGGGUAUCUUGGCUCCGCAAUUGCAUCGGGCUUCUUGCUAGGUCCGUUCCUCGGUGGCGUGGUGUAUAAUUCCGGAGGGUACAAUGCCGUGUUCUGGUUUGCAUAUCCUAUUAUUGCGCUUGAUAUGGUUAUGCGGCUGGUUCUGAUCGAGAAGAAGGUCGCUGCUAAAUGGAUCGGAGAAUCGAAUGGGGAUUUGGAGUCGGAUCUGGAUACCGCACAGCGUAUUCCUUCUGUCGGGUCUCGCGAACCACAGGUCGUUCAGAGAAGGAAGGGGUUCGUCAUCUUCCAGAUGCUCAAAGAGCGCCGAGUGUUGAUCUCUUCAUGGGCGCUUCUUGCCCAGGGAAUAUUGCUUUCUGCGUUUGAUGCGACACUCCCCAUAUUCGUUGAAACGACGUUUGGUUGGAACGCCCUCGGCAUGGGGCUAAUAUUCCUCCCAAUGGCCGUCCCAGCCUUCUUCGAGCCGCUGUUCGGCAGCUUCACCGAUAGGUUCGGUGCCCGCUUCGUAGCCUUCGGCUGUUUCGUUUUGCUCUCGCCCACUCUCAUCUGCCUCCGCUUUGUCCAGACGAAGUCGAACGAACAGAUUGCUCUGUUAGUAUCAUUACUCUUUCUUAUCGGGAUAUUCCUCCACGCCUGUGCGCCUGCUAUGUACGUUGAGACACAGCUCGCGCUCACAGCGAUGGAACUCAAGAAUCCAGGAAUUCUUGGACCCAAGGGUGCUGUGGCGCAGGGAUUUGGAUUGCAGAGCAUGUGCCAAUUUGCGGGAGUGUUCUUUGGACCGCUUUGGGGUGGUUUUGUCGAGUAUCAUUUUGGAUGGGGCGCUAUGACGGGCACUUUAGGGGUCUUAGUAGCGCUCACUGCACUUCCGAUGUUGUGGUUGGGAGAAAGUGAAGAGGAAAGGGCUUUAAUGAGUUAA
Messenger RNA from Penicillium griseofulvum, 1242 nucleotides. Its product is annotated as MFS transporter. The record is from RefSeq and is a predicted model, not a curated record. The transcript is spliced from 3 exons. The coding region runs from base 1 to 1242 and encodes 413 amino acids. Gene Ontology annotation, molecular function: transmembrane transporter activity. Lineage: Eukaryota; Fungi; Ascomycota; Eurotiomycetes; Eurotiales; Aspergillaceae. Gene Ontology annotation, biological process: transmembrane transport.